This is a messenger RNA of Brachypodium distachyon (stiff brome), 2967 nucleotides long. Its product is annotated as myosin-9. The record is from RefSeq and is a predicted model, not a curated record. The coding region runs from base 168 to 2759 and encodes 863 amino acids. Lineage: Eukaryota; Viridiplantae; Streptophyta; Magnoliopsida; Poales; Poaceae. Gene Ontology annotation, molecular function: protein binding. The transcript is spliced from 13 exons.
UCUCCACCCGCGCAAAUCUCGAAGCGGCGUCCCCACGGCCCCCACUCCCGGGGAAUUCCUGCCGGCCGCCUCCGCCACGAACGGCCACCACCCAACCCCACUCGCCCCGUCGUCCUCCCUCCCCAAUCCCCAUAGCGCCCGCUCUCGCGCCGCCCGCCGCGGGCCCCAUGGCGGCGGCCGAGCCUCCCAAUGAGGCGCUGGAGACGCCGAAGCUGGCGUCCAAGGGUGAGGUGGCGUCCAAGACCACGCCGGUGUCCGCCGACGAGAUGCGCGCCGUGGCGCGCAAGUUCGCCGACCAGCCCCUGCAGAACCCGGAGCCCGGCGUCUGGGCCGUCCUCACGGCCAUCUCCAAGAACGCCCGCCUUCGCCCCGAGGGGAUGAACAUUCUGUUGAAUGCUGACGAGCACAUCCUAGGCCGCAUGGUCGACAACCCUCGCUUCAGGAUUUCUUCUUUGUCAGUCAGCGGGACGCAUUGCAAGAUAUAUAGGGACACUGUGUUGGCGGAGCUGAACCGCAAUGAGCCUGCGCCUGUUUUCCUCAAGGACACAAGCACGAAUGGCACAUACAUCAACUGGAAAAAGUUUACGAAAAAAUCAUCUCCGACCAAACUUAAUCAUGGGGACAUCAUAUCAUUUACCACAGCUCCUCAUAAUGAUGCUUCCUAUGCAUUUGUCUAUCGCGAAGUUAAUGCUGUCAGUUGCGUAGAGAAUGGAGCUACCAUCCUUAAAAGGAAGUCUGGGGAGGUUGGUUCAGAAAGCAAGAGGCUAAAGGGUCUUGGCAUUGGUUCUGCUGAAGGUCCUGUUUCACUAGAUGAUGUUCGAAGACUUGAAAAAUCUAAUGCUGAGCUCAGGGAACAACUUGAGAAACAUGUUGUCACAAUUGAGACCUUGAGAACUGCAAGUAAACUAGCUCAAGAGCAGCAUGAAAAGGAACUGAUGGAGGUGAAAGAAACUACAUCAAGUAAUUAUCUUGGUCAAACGGAAUCUCUUCAUCUAGCACUAAAGGAGAAACAAACCCAACUAGAUUCCCUUAGCACACUAACUACGGACUUGCAGAAUUCCAUAAAAGAUCUGGAUGAGAGGCUUACUGCAUCGAAGCAAUCGCGCACUGAUGCUGAUGAGAUAAUUCACAGCCAGAAGGCAAAUAUAUGUGAGCUUGAGGAACAGCUAAGCGAGGAGAGAAACUUGAGAAUAGAGGAGCGUGAUAAGGCUGCAGAAGAUCUUAAAUCUGCAUUGCAUAAGGUGCAAUCAGAGGCUCAAGAGGAAAUCAAGAGACAGACCGAGAUUUACCUUAAACAACAAAGGGAACAGAAAGAGUUUAUUACCAAGCUUCAGGAAUCAGAAAAGGAGACUCGUUUGCGUGUGGAAACGCUGAGGUCCAAGCUGGAAGACUCUCGGGAAAGCCUUGUAACAUCUGAGAAAAGAGUAAGAGCGCUGGAAGCUCAACUUCAAGAUGAGCAGCUUGUAUCUACUAACAAUCGAAAGAAAUCAGAUAAUUUGGAAGCUGAAUUGAGAAAACUCAAGAAAGAACUCGAAAAUGAGAAGCAGGCUGCUCGGGAAGAAGCAUGGGCAAAGGUCUCUUCUCUUGAGCUUGAAAUAGAUGCUACAAUUAGAGAUCUGUCAAUUGAGAAACGGAGGUAUCAAGGAGCUAGAGAAAGAAUUAUUUUACGAGAGACCCAAUUGCGUGCGUUCUAUUCAACCACAGAAGAGAUCUCUUCUCUGUUUGCGAAACAGCAGGAACAGCUUAAAGCUAUGCAGAGAACUUUGCAGGAUGAAGAGAACUACGAGAGCACCUUAAUGGGUAUUGAUGUUGAUCUCAAUGAAGUACCACGAGCAAAUGCAAUCACUGAUGAUGCCCAUGUAAAGCCAGUAGACUAUGCAAAAGAUACAAUGGAAGCGUCUGGUGCUUCAACACAGAAUACCCAGGCAAGUGAACAUAGUUGCAGUGAUGAAGAUGCCAACAUGACUGAGCAGCAGGAUGGUGGCACCAGAGUUGAAGGGGGCACUCAAGACCUGGAGUGCACUAGUCCAGAAAGGUCAGUAGAGCAAUUCAGGCCUGAUUCUCAUGGUGAUGUUACUCCUAGGGCUCCUGAGCAGGAGCCUACAGAUACUGAGAAAUUUCCCGAGACAGAAAGCCAAGCUGGUAAUGUUGGCUGCAAUGAUCACAGUUCCACUCACGGCGAUAUGGGAGGAGAGACUAUGCAACUAGAGGAUGAAGUGCAGCCACAAGAAAAUGAGGAUUCUGCCUUAAUUUGCAAAGGUGGAGGGCAGACACCAGAAACUGAGGAACCAACCACAGCGUUAACCCUCAAAGAUGGCAUUGGUCAAUGUUCUGAAGAAAAACGUGAGGGCAAUGGCUCCGAGAACAAACCUGAGGACACACAGACAGGAACUAUUGUUACAGCUGACCUGUUGACCUCAGAAGUCCCUGGUAGCUGGGCAGUGGAGACAGGACCAUCUGUCAAUGGGGAGAAUGAUUCUCCAUGGAGCUUGGGUGACCCUCGUGGAGGACAGGAUGAUAAUGUUGGAGAAAGAGCAGCAGCUGAUGCUUUGACCAGUUUGGUGAACUCUGAUGGCCAAGCAGCUGGUAGCCAGACUAAUGUUGAUAAUGUCAUCACCAAAAUAUCGGAUGAUUGCCGUGUUCUUGGACAUAUGAUUGGACUUCUUGAUCCUGAAAAGAAGCUUGGAGGGGAUGAUUCUAUGUCUGAUGCCGAGACUGAUGAUAGCAGUGAAGCCAUGGUUGAGGAUUCUGUUGGAUAGGCCUAAAAACAUUUUUUUUCCCUCGUAAAUAUGGUUGAUCUUUAAAUUCUUCACCCUUCAAGUGGGGGUAUGAGCUUGUAUCAUUCUGUCUACUUUUUGGAAUGGACGUGGUCUUCCUUUUACUUUUACUUGAUAAAGAUUGUGCCAAUUGUUAUUUUCCUGAAGAACAGUAAUAUGUACCCAUGUUUGUUAUUCCUCUGAUCCUAAA